GUUAACUAAAACCAAAUAAAAAUAAAGUACAAAAACCUAGUCAUAACAUUCCUAACCAAAUAAGUAUCAAAUAUGAGUCAUGUACAAAAGUGAAACCAUGCAAGUCGACAAAAGUGGGAGAAACGUGAAAAUGAGGCGGGACUGCCUCAAACUGAGACUGAGCGAUCCUAGUCCGGGAUCGAUCAGCUCGUCGUUUCACGCUUCGGACUCGGACGAUGAGAGUUCGGAGCGUUCGAGAAAAGACCACAGAGAGCUGCCUGCAGCAGUUACCUCCAAACAGGACACGCGGACACACGUCGUCGUCGAGUUGUACGACACAGAGAAGUCCUACGUGGAGGCCUUGGAGAUUCUAGUUAAGAAAUAUCUCCAACCACUCAAGAGCCCGGAGAAUGCCGCGCUCCUUGACGCGUUCCUGGUGGACGAGAUCUUCUACCAAGUGCCUAGCAUCCUCAACGUGCAUCAGGUCUUCCUGGAGCAGCUGCGGAGAAGACUCGAGACCUGGGACCUGCAGCAGAAGAUUGGGGAUGUGUUUCUUGAAGUGUUUACAAAACCCACUGUCAUGGACACCUACAUGUCCUUUAUCAACAACCUUAAGAAGGCGAAAGAGACGAUAAAGACUGCUGCAGCAUCACGGCCGGCGUUCGCCAAGUUCUUGGACGCGAUGGCGAGGGACCAUAAGGGGAAGUGGUCGCUGGACAACCUGCUGAUCAAGCCUGUGCAGAAGUUCCCGAGCUACAAGCUGCUGAUACAGAGGCUAAUCAAGCAUACAGAUCAGUCACACCCCGACCACAAACUGCUACUUGAGGCUCAAAAGGAAAUCCACGAACUGCUAGAACUGAUAAAUUGUACAGAACGAGAAAGUUUAGAGUUAGAACAGCAGCAACAAACGUUACGGGACCUAGAACAAAUGAUCGAGGGUCUAAACAACCUGGUGGCGGCUGAGCGGACGUUUCUCAGGCACGAGACGGUGUCCAUGCUGUCUGCGCAAGGGACCAUUAAAGAUAGAGCCCUGUUCCUUUUCAAUGAUACUCUGCUAAUAACGAGCGUGAAAAGACGGACAGGGACUAUGAAAAAACCCAUUCCAACAUACCAAAGUAAUAUAGCAAGUCAGAUGGAAGGUAAUAAGUAUAAACUUUUGAUGAGGAUACCAUUAGCUGAUCUCGAAAUUGUUAAAGCAAAGGACGAAAAUCUCCGAAGGGUAAUGCAGGAAGUCGAAACGCUAACAGAAGACGUAAAGACGCUGACGCAGAUAUCUGAACAAGUGGCCGCGUUGCAUAUGUCUCACUCGCACUUAGAGGAAAUAGUGAGAGACAUGCUACACACGAUGAACAGGCAGUUGUUGGAGCGCCAGAAUAGUGAUACGCAGCUGUGUUAUAUGGAGAUUAGUUUAAAUACUUCGACUGGACCAGAAAACCUUACUUUAAUAUUUCCAAAGACGGAGAAGAGAAGCAAUUGGGAGGAACUGAUAAACGAAACCAAACAAAAGUUAUGUGUAUAUGGUCAGGAGAGGACUGCGCCGGAGUUUCUGUCCCCCGUGCCGAUUAGGAAAACUCGAGCAGGGCUGCAGUUUACGUGCGCUGCGCCUACGCUGCCGCCUAAAGGACAGGCACCCGAUGUUUGGGUAUGCAAUAGCGACGGCUACGUGGGGCAAGUGUGCGUCUUGACGCUGACUCCAAAACCGCAAGUGACGUCAUGCAAUGGCGUGUGUAACGCACGCAUCUUGUGUGUCGCGUGUAUACCGCCCGCGCCCGCGCUCACCAGGCAACAAACAGUCGAUAUACCAAGUUCGAGCUCCCUGAACAGCACGAGUUCAGUGAAGCCAGGCAUUAGCAUAUCCGACCCUGAUGACAGCUGCAAAAACAUACGAUUAGACAGUUCAUCAUCAAGCGAAGAUGACGACGACGGUUCAUCAACCAGCGAGAACCAAGACGCGCUAUCCGAGCGGAGUCAGGAGUCCGCCAGCCUCCGUCUGCACGGGAGCCUGACGGCGUCGCUCAACCACCGGUCCACGCUCACGCCCAACCACAGCAAGAGUCUGAGCACGCCGUACACGGGGCAGAAUAUGCCCGUGCACCCCGUGAUGAAGUCCAACUCGAACCCGGCGGUGGAUAAGCAGGCUAUGGGGAUUACGACAUUUUCAGGACGUUCCAUUCUGGGUACACUUUCGACGCCCGCCAGUCGGCAGUCUUCUGAAGACAGUGCCACGACUGCCAACCAGCCUACCAUGUGGCUUGGCACGGAGGACGGCUGCAUACAUGUCUACAACUGCUUAGAUAAUAUUCGGAUUAAGAAGAACAAAGUCAAGCUACAACACAAUUCGGGAGUGCAUUCUAUAGUGUACAUGGAGGGAAAGGUGUUCGUUGCCCUUGGCAACGGUGAUCUCGUGGUGUAUUGCAGAGAUAUAGACGGUUCUUGGACCGAGCGCUCCACAAUCCCCGUUGGCACUGGCAGCACGUCUGUGACCAGUAUGCUGCUCUCUGGCGGCAAGCUAUGGUGCGCGACGCACUCCUCCAUCAAGAUCAUCAACCCGCAGUCGUUGCAGGUGGACGAAACAUUCCAAAUAAGUUCCGAAACGAAGCCGAUCAGCCACAUGGCAGUGGCCGGCGGCUCGAUCUGGCUAUCACUGGAUAACGCCGCCCAGCUCCGGUGUUACAACGCCACCACGAGAGAGAUGCUCGCUGAGAUCAACAUCACGCCGCAAGUUACUAAAAUGCUGCAAGGUUGCGACGACAUCAUCCGGCAACACAAAGCGGCGUGUCUGCGAGUGACGGCGUUGCUGGCACACAGAGAUACAUUAUGGGUGGGCACGAGUGCAGGGGUGCUACUGACGGCGCCCCUUCACAACUCUCCCAACGCCCGCACUGGACAGUUCACUGUGCCUACGUUGACAGGUGUAACCUACGGUCAUACUGGCCAUGUGAGAUUCCUGACCAUCGUCGAGAAUCCAGCAGCUCAGAAGCAACCAGCGAAACCCGCACAGGCAAGCCUUAAGACGAAAGCCUUGACCAGGCGGUCAGCCAACGCGGAGAAACUACACAAACAGGCGGAGACUACACAGAGUAACAAGGAAACUUUAAUCAUUUCGGGGGGAGACGGUUACGAGGACUUCAGAAGUUCGAGCAUGACCGAAGAUGCGGGCAGGGAAGACUCCACCAAUCAUCUCCUGCUGUGGAGAGUCUGAACAAUUUCAAGGCCUACAGGGUUUACGAUUAUUUUCAAGGCCUCUUAAAAGAAGGCGUUGUACUUGGAUCCGUACGCCCACGAGAUGGCGUCAUGGAGAAUUCGGAAUUCACGUCUUCAAGUGUUUUCGAAUGUGAUCUAACUUAAUCUUGAAGACGCGUAAAAUGGAGCCUAAUGAUGUUAAUAAUGUUUUUGAAUGAAUGUUAUUAUUCCAGCUUAAAAUAAUUUAGAUUGAUGUACGCUAAUCUAAUGAAAUAAAAUAAUAAAUAAACGUUAAAAAUGUGUUGCGCUAAUAAGCGUGAGUAAAUGUAGUAUAAUGAGAUUAUUAACGUUUAGUUAAGGCAUUAAAUGUCACUAUCAUCCCGCGGCCAUAAAAUGUAUACAAAAUUUGAUUACCAAAUAUUCGAAAUCUUGAAUGGUAAUUUAACAUUUUUAACAGUAUUAUUGUAAAAAUCUGAAUUGUUAUGUUCGUGCAUCGUUUUAAAAUGAUGACCUAAGUACCUUAUUAUAGACAUUUUAUAAUAGUUAUUAAAAUGGUCUUUUAGAGUUAUUUACAUGGUAAUAGCCAUAUCAGACGAGUGUUAUAAUUGUCCCUUAAAUGCGGCCAUAUUGAACCAAGAAAUAAAUAAUUAUCUAUAGUAAAUGUGAGUGUUCAGUAGCAACUGAAAUAUUGCAUCGUUAUAGCCGGCCAUUUUGAGACGUUACAUGUUUUCAUGAAGAGUAAGCAAAAGAAAUUCUAAAACAGUUAAGACUACUAAUUUAUAUUGUUUUGAAGCGAUUGCUCAAAAUCUUGGGACUUUACCGGAAUCUACAUUGAGAGCAGAUUUAAAUAAAAUAGGAUGUUUGGAUGUAUCACAUAUUAUUAUAUUGCAGUAAUAAAAAAAUACACUAAA
Messenger RNA from Leguminivora glycinivorella, 4073 nucleotides. RefSeq names its product rho guanine nucleotide exchange factor 17. Bases 80 to 3181 code for a protein of 1033 amino acids. The record is from RefSeq and is a predicted model, not a curated record. Gene Ontology annotation, molecular function: guanyl-nucleotide exchange factor activity; protein binding. The transcript is spliced from 19 exons. Gene Ontology annotation, biological process: actin cytoskeleton organization. NCBI's taxonomy places the organism in Eukaryota, Metazoa, Arthropoda, Insecta, Lepidoptera, Tortricidae.